AUGUCGGACUCAUCUAAUGACGAUGUCCUUUUCGACUCUGGCGACCGGUCUGGAACCGAGUGUCAAUCAUAUGCAGACACCCAUGAUGAUUCCGACAUGUCUACCUUAUUUGACUGGAACUUGGACAGUUCUGGCCAAGAUGCCCUGUCGGAUCGCGUUUGCCUGGCUCCGAUAAGCGGCGGACGUGAGAAUGAUCGCAACAUGAAGAAACGAAGGCGAAGAGACCAGACUCGUUACCAGGAGCAAGCCAACCAUUCAGUAGCGGGACCAUCGAUUGCCAAUAUUCCCGAGCUUUAUUUAAUCAACAGCCAAGGGAAUUACAAAAAGUAUCGCCUCGUGCCGGCAGAAGUCGAAAAGAAUCAAGCCGUGGAAGACCCGAGACAAGAUCUGGAAAGUCUUGAAGAUCUUCUUGGUGACAGGGAGAAAUCAAGCCAACAACUCCAAGUUCCGAAACGCAAUAUUCACCCACGCCAUUUUGAAGGCUCCAUUCUCUCCAUAAUUGACUCGAUGGAAAAUUCUUCUGGGAUCAGAAAUGUGGAAUAUGUCAUAUUCUUUUCUCUGAUGGUGGUGAUUGCCAUUAUCAUUGUGGUAGGCCUCUCGACCAGACCUCUCCCCACACUUCCCUGUCUGAACUCUACUCGUGAUGCCACGGCGUUGCACACAAAUCGUAGUAUUCACUACCCAGAGAUGAAAAAAUAUUGA
Messenger RNA from Colletotrichum abscissum, 702 nucleotides. RefSeq lists its product as uncharacterized. Bases 1 to 702 code for a protein of 233 amino acids. The record is from RefSeq and is a predicted model, not a curated record. Lineage: Eukaryota; Fungi; Ascomycota; Sordariomycetes; Glomerellales; Glomerellaceae. The transcript has a single exon.